AUGGUCAGAAUUGCUAUCAACGGCUUUGGUAGAAUCGGUAGAUUGGUUUUGAGAGUGGCUUUGUCCAGAAAGAAGAUAGAAGUCGUUGCCAUCAACGAUCCAUUCAUCUCGACGGAGUAUGCUGCCUACAUGUUCAAGUACGACUCGACACAUGGUAGAUAUCCAGGUGAAGUGACCCAUGAUGAAUCGCACAUUAUCGUCGAUGGCCACAAGAUUGCUGUCUACCAAGAGAGAGAUCCAUCCUCUUUGCCUUGGGGUAAGCUAAACGUCGAUAUUGCUGUUGACUCCACUGGUGUGUUCAAAGAAUUGGACACUUGUCAAAAGCACAUUGACGCAGGUGCCAAGAAGGUUGUGAUUACUGCUCCUUCUUCCACCGCCCCAAUGUUCGUUAUGGGUGUGAACGAGGACAAAUACACUCCAGACUUGAAAAUCGUGUCCAACGCUUCGUGUACCACCAAUUGCUUGGCUCCAUUGGCCAAAGUUAUCAACGAUGCUUUCGGUAUCAGAGAAGGCUUGAUGAGCACCGUCCACUCUAUCACUGCCAGUCAGACGACCGUCGACGGUCCAUCGCAAAAAAACUGGAGAGGUGGUAGAACCGCUUCCGAUAACAUCAUCCCAUUCGCCACCGGUGCUGCCAAGGCUGUCGGCAAAGUGUUGCCGGAAUUGAAAGGUAGGUUGACCGGUAUGUCUUUCAGAGUCCCUACUGUUGAUGUUUCCGUCGUUGAUUUGACUGUCAACCUGAAGAGGGAAACCACCUACGAGGAGAUCAAGAAGGUUGUAAAGGCUGCUGCCGAGGGUCCAUUGAAGGGUAUUAUGGGCUACACGGAGGACUCUGUCGUCUCCUCAGACUUCUUGGGCGACUCUCACUCGUCCACUUUCGAUGCCGCUGCUGGUAUCCAAUUGACUCCAACCUUCGUCAAGUUGGUUUCGUGGUACGACAACGAAUACGGUUACUCCACCAGAGUCGUUGACUUGGUUGAGCAUGUUGCCAGUGCUUAA
Messenger RNA from Torulaspora globosa, 999 nucleotides. RefSeq names its product type I glyceraldehyde-3-phosphate dehydrogenase. Gene Ontology annotation, molecular function: NADP binding; NAD binding; oxidoreductase activity, acting on the aldehyde or oxo group of donors, NAD or NADP as acceptor. The record is from RefSeq and is a predicted model, not a curated record. Gene Ontology annotation, biological process: glucose metabolic process. Bases 1 to 999 code for a protein of 332 amino acids. NCBI's taxonomy places the organism in Eukaryota, Fungi, Ascomycota, Saccharomycetes, Saccharomycetales, Saccharomycetaceae. The transcript has a single exon.